AUGCAAUAUAGGGGGCAAUUCUGGCAAACGCAGACAGUGCAUGUGAGCUUUCGAGAUGGCCAAUGGGACACCAGACACGAAGACUCAGGCUUGCAACAAAAACGCGAGUUUCUUGAAGAGGUCGAAGGUACGGUGGAGACCAGCGUGAAGGUAAGCUUCAGCGUGCUCGCACAGCUCAGCGGCUUGGUGGGCUUGAAGUUUGCCGUGAGCCCAGGCAUUGCUUUGGGUAUGACCGUGGCCUACGACCCCGCAAACAGCUUCCUCCAGGAGAGGGCGCCCCUGCAAGGCGCCCAUGUGGAAGCCCUGGGUGUGAAAUUGACCUUCGGUCUGGGAGUGACCCUGGAAUGCAGCGACGCCGUUGCGUGGGUCUUAACAAAGCUUUGCAACUACAUCAAGGCCAUUGACCUCUACAAGUGGGAUGCGACGCCCGUUCCGGUCCUCAGCCUUCCGACCCUCCAGCUCGCGCAGGAAGGGUGCUCAGCUCAAGCUGUUCCUUCAUUGGCCAGAGAGGAUGAGGCUGAGGACUACCAGUGGCUUCUAGACUCCGAGGCCCUGCAGAUCACGGGGGCCAAGCAACAAGCGGAGGUGGAUUUGGAGCUCAUGGGAAGUCUCGCCACUGUUGCUUUGGGGAGUUUUGGAAAGAUCUACGUCUUCUGGCAGCCUUUCCCCUUCGUGCAGAUCAUGGAGUCUGUUGAACUAACGGCCUGGGAGCUUGCAUUGUGCACAGCCACCACCACUACCAGCACCGGCACUGGCAGCAGCGGCGGCGAGGGUGCCACUCCUGGCAUCACCAGCCCGCUUCCCGGAGAAGUGGUCUGCGGCUAUCAGGAACUUACUUCCUGCCAGAUGCAGUUGGCUAUGUCGGUAGACUCGGCAUCUAAGGUUUGUGAGACCGUCCAAGGGGCUCUGGGAUGUUACUGGACUUCAAACUGCUGUGAUAACAAGAUGUACGGGGUGAUUGACGUGCCAGAAUACCUCGCCUGCUUUCCAGCCGUCCGACAGAUGUCUGCCCAGCUCGGCCUCAGUGAUUCAGCUAUCGGAGUGAGACUGCCGGCUACCGAUCGGAUGCGGUGCGCCCUCUGCCCAGAGCAGCGCUCAGAGCUGAAGCCUUUUGCAUCCUGCGUAUGGGAGUCUGUCUUUCCGCACGGGGAUUCAGGCCUUUUCCACCGGUUAGGUUUCGUGCCUGGGGUGCCUUGUCCGUCACUGGCGAAGUCGGGUGACUGGGUGGCCGAAGAAGGUGCCAGUUUUGGGUCAUGUGGCUUCCAUGAUUUGCAGUUCCCGAUGGGUCCCGUGAUGCGGAUUACCUUUGUGAAACGCAUCUGA
Symbiodinium sp. CCMP2592 is the source of this 1323-nucleotide messenger RNA. Lineage: Eukaryota; Dinophyceae; Suessiales; Symbiodiniaceae. The record is from the annotation of a GenBank genome assembly.